AUGGGAUCAUUAGGAACCCAUUUCACAUCAUUCCUCUUUCUCUUCCCUCUCGGCGUCCGGCGCCUCGUAUCCUCUUUCUCGAUCUACCUCAACAACCCAUCGCUCUAUCGAUCCAAAACAUGGCCACCCGACUUACAAGUUCUCCUUCUUGCAGCAAUCUGUAGUCGUUUUCCUUUUCUGGACUUUUUGUUGUCUUCUGGGCUUGUUUUGAAGGGUACUUGGGUUUUGCAAGUUGGAUUAUCGUUGUACACAGAUGCUUUUGCGUUUAAGGGGUGUGGUAAAGUGGUGAUUGCUCCAUCUCAGGGUCAGGGGAAUACUGAUGUCAAAUGUGACCUUGAAGAGGAUAAAUUGAGGGGUAUGGCGUUGAUGAAUUUGUUGUUUGUUGUGCAUUCAAUUAUGGUGUUGAUAAUGUGCUUUGUUCUAUUGGGAUUAUUGAGUCGUAACAAGGUGAGGCCAGGUGAUCCUCCCAUCAUGGCUCAACUUGAUUCUGAUAGGAUGCUUAUGCACCCUCUUCCUGCCCUUGAGAUGGAAUGA
Molecule: messenger RNA, 534 nt
Organism: Lactuca virosa
Lineage: Eukaryota; Viridiplantae; Streptophyta; Magnoliopsida; Asterales; Asteraceae
Source: the annotation of a GenBank genome assembly